This is a messenger RNA of Lactuca virosa, 816 nucleotides long. The record is from the annotation of a GenBank genome assembly. Lineage: Eukaryota; Viridiplantae; Streptophyta; Magnoliopsida; Asterales; Asteraceae.
AUGACGAGUGAUCAAGUGAAGCAAUCAAAUCAAAAGCGAAGAAUUACUAAGGCUGAUGAUACGAGUAAGAGAAGAAGAAGGAAGAGAUGCUGCCGCGAAACCAGUAUGAAGAUGAUACGAUCGCCACCGGUAAUGUUUCCGUUGCAGAGACUUUAUAUGUCUUGUUUAGAUGUUUUCAAAGGCGUUGGCACCGUUCCCUCGCCUUCCGACGACCAGAAGCUCCGCCGUAUUCUCGAUGGUAUGAUACCAGAAGACUUUGGAUUGCCAAGAAAUUUGCAAUUUUUUGAUCCCGAUAACAGCGUAGUAGUAUACACCUCCAUUUACCAGUGCCAUAACUUCUCGUUAUAUAUUUUAUUUUUGCCGGAAAAUGCAGUCAUACCUCUCCAUAAUCAUCCAGGAAUGACGGUUUUUAGCAAGCUUUUGGUUGGCAAAGUGCACAUUAAAGCAUACGAUUUAAUUAAUCCUCCAUCUUUAUCUCAAAAAAAAUUGGCAUGCUUGAAAUUAGAUAACGUGUUUACAGCUCCAUGCAACACGUGUGUAUUAUACCCAACAUCAGGAGGCAACAUACAUGCCUUCACAGCCAUCUCACCAUGCAUGAUUCUGGAUGUGGUCGGACCUCCAUACUCAAAAAAAGAUGGUCGAGACUGCUCAUACUAUAAAGAAAUCCCGUAUAUUGUAUCACCAUGUGAAGAAAUGACGAUUCCAAAAGAAGAUGGCAAGUGCUACCAAUGGUUAGAGGAGAUCGAGAUGCCUAAAGAGUCGGAAAUGGAUAGAAUCGAGUAUCUUGGUCCUCAGAUCAUUGAGGUUACUGCAUAG